Messenger RNA from Tribolium castaneum (red flour beetle), 1695 nucleotides. Its product is annotated as trypsin. The record is from RefSeq and is a predicted model, not a curated record. Gene Ontology annotation, biological process: proteolysis. The transcript is spliced from 3 exons. Gene Ontology annotation, molecular function: serine-type endopeptidase activity. Lineage: Eukaryota; Metazoa; Arthropoda; Insecta; Coleoptera; Tenebrionidae. Bases 878 to 1669 code for a protein of 263 amino acids.
GCAGUCCCGUCUUAUUCACAACAGUUCGUCUACUUCUUUAUGUAAAUCUAAUAAUUUUAGCUAAUUUCGUCUCUUGAGUAAUACAAAUAUUUUUGCAACCUCCCACGUUUAGUACAAAAAUCAGUAAACUUUGUAAGGCGCCGGUGGGACUACGAAUCACUUUCAUUCAUAAGUUUAUUUAUUAUUAGAAAUGAAGAACCAAAUCUUUCUGAUAAAUUACGAAAGGUGGGAAAUUAAUAAUAACAUUUUGUAAGUCGAAGGAAAGCCGAUGUUAGUCGUUUCUCUAUUAUUAUCAACUAAAAAACCAAGUGCUAUAGUGGAAAUUGCAAGAAGUUAUUCAAAUUCAUUUAUAUAUAAUAAUUAAUAAAUGAAUUUGUGUAACUAUUUUUUUAUUUAUUCGUCAAGUCAGGAAAUCUAGAAGACAGUAAGUAUAACAUUUAUUUUUGAUAUUUGUUCCCCUGUUUAGGAGCCGGAAAUGCGCAAACGUACUUAAUAAACUUAUUAAGCAUGUCCUAUGACUAAAAAAUUAGGUCUCGGGUGGAGUCAAGUAGUUAUAGACAAGGAUUGUUUUUUUUAAUUCCUUCCAGUUUUUCUUAAAUUAUUAAAUUGUUUACUUGAAAAACUGGCAAAAGAGUUGUUAUUAAUAAACGAAUAUUGCUAGUUGUAAUUUCUUCGACCGCAAGUUUUUCUUUGAUUGGUUAAUUCAGUUCGAACCGAGCUGUGUAUGGCGAUUGAGUAAGCGCUUACUUAAUACUUUCUCUCUCCUCGCCAAACCUUUAUGAGUACGAGAGAACAGCGGAGUGUAAUUCAGGAAGAAUGAAAACCCUAUCAUCCGCAACAAGUAUAAAAGAAAUGCCAGCAGCUCUAUUCACUCCAAAUGCUCGCAAUGUUGCAAUUGUUAUGUUUCAGUGCUGUCAUUUUAUCGGCAAGCCCCCAAUUUCUGCCGCUUAAUGACGCCAUGGAGCGAAUAAUCUACGGCACAGUGGUCGACAUUUCAGAUUUUCCUUACCAGGUGGCUUUGGUCUCGCGCCGGAAUAACCGGAAACGGAUCAUCUGCGGAGGCGCCUUGGUGAAACCCCGAGUUGUUUUCACAGCGGCCCAUUGCACCCACACGAGGAACGACGAAGAAAGGGAGAAUCUUUCGGUCCUGGUGGGUGCCAACCACGUCAACGACCCGGACGGGGUGUUUCACGAGAUCGACACCGUUAUGAAACACCCCGAUUUCAGCUACCACGAGCUGGAUAACGACUUUUCAGUGAUUACUUUGAAAGAACCAGUGGAAUACAGUGACAAAGCCAGGAGCAUUGAUAUCUCCAAUGCUGACCAUGACGGCGGCACUGUAGCCACCAUUUCCGGGUGGGGAAGGACCGAGUAUGGAACCCCAUCCAAGUACCUAAGGGCCACCAAACUCACGGUGGAAAAUUGGGACAAGUGUCAGGAUUAUUUUCCAGGGGUUUUUCACCCCAAAAUUACCAGGAAUAUGAUCUGUGUGAGGCCCAGCAGGACGACCACCUACUUUGGCGACUCCGGGGGACCCCUGGUUGUGGACGGCAAACUCAUCGGCUUGGUGUCGUUCGGACGCAAGGUGGGUGGCGAGAAGAAGACGACGGUUUUUACGCGAGUUCGCAAUUUCCUGGACUUUGUAGAAGAGGUAGUGCCUGGUUUUUAAUUGUUAAUAAAUUGUACAAACUGUUA